Trypanosoma brucei brucei TREU927 is the source of this 2358-nucleotide messenger RNA. RefSeq lists its product as hypothetical. The coding region runs from base 1 to 2358 and encodes 785 amino acids. The record is from RefSeq and is a predicted model, not a curated record. Lineage: Eukaryota; Euglenozoa; Kinetoplastea; Trypanosomatida; Trypanosomatidae. The transcript has a single exon.
AUGUCAGCAUUUGAAGAUAAUCCGUUUGCUGAAGAUGAUGGGGAACCAACUGCCUCCCAGUUGUCCACCACAAGGAAGAGAGCGCGGGAGGGCGAUGAUAGUGAUGCUGUGGGAACUGGCACGUCAGCGAACCCUUCGUUGUUUGCAAUCCAACAGGAACGGUGGGAGAAGCAAAAGCAUGAUCAUGAGCACUUUGGCGGCCCUUCAAGCACCUCAUCCCAUUCUCCAGCUACACCAGGCUCGGCUGUGCACGAGGCCAACACGGGCGGUGGUGUGCCGGUAGAAGUCGUUCCCACGGCGACGCUUCUCGCGGAGUAUGACACUGGUUUGGAAGAAGAUGAAUACAAUGCAUUAGUUGUCAAAUCGGCUGGCCUGGAAUCUGAGAUAAGCAGGAGGGACGAAGAAUACGCCGCCGAGCUUUCAGCAAAGACAAAAGACAAUGAAAGCAUGCAGGAGUCCGUAGAGCUUUUGAGGGCCACUGUUUUGCGUGUUCGUCAAGAGAUGGAGUUGUGUCGCAGGGCGAAGGAUUCCGCAGACGCAAAUUAUUAUAGUGGUAGUGACGUAAUAAACGGUGACGACGCCAUGGUGGAACUGAUGCAGAUGGUUGAACAAGAAUGCAAUACCCUUCAGCGGUUAGCUUCAGAUAUCCUUCAGAGCUCAGCACCGCGAAUUAGGGAAUUAAUGGAAACCACUGACACUGCGGAGGAAAUCCGGUCCCGGAUAGUCGGCGUACUCGGUGAAUUGCCACGGCUUCCUUCUUUUGAUCUUCAGGGCGAGCGCCGGUACAUUGAAGCUUGCAGAGCUGCUGCCUCCAAGUUGGACAGUGAGGGACCACUUGGUUCCUCGGUCUUACUCAUACAGGCUCUGAUAUCUGAGUUGUUUCUUCAAUUACAGAACUGUGAGAGCGUUUAUGGCAGUGUGGAACUGCUAAGCACGCGUGUGAUGGCUAUCGUUUCGUCUUUGCAAGAACUAGUGCAUGACUCACUGGAGUGGUAUUUUCGCACUCGCAGCAGGGCUUUUAGCGGUAAUUCUUCUCUUUCCUUUAAUGCGAAUAAUUUAUUACCCCCGGAGGUCUUCUCCGCCGAAGUGGACAUCAGGCAGAUGAAUACCACACUGCACCACUUGGAUGCUACGCUGAGUCAUCUCCAGGCAUUACCGCAUGUUGUGUCGCUGUCACAUCAAAAUGCCCCCAGUGUUUUUGCGAUGUCCGUGACAACUCUCUGCGAGGAGUUAGAGUCUGAGGCCGAGGAAUUGGGGUUGGAAGUGCUUCGACUGAGAAAGUUAUUCAACCUGGACGCAAGUACGUUGGUGUCAAACGCUGGUGAACCUCAAGAAAGCUCAUGCACCGAUGAGGACUGUAUGAAGAAUGGAGCCUCCUCAGAGAAGGUGAAGUGGUUAAAUUUGCUUUCGCAAAAGCUGUUGAAGCAGAACUCCAGCGCCGCGGCUCUUUGUCGGACACUGCGCGAUGCUACGGUAGAUAACGAUUCUCCUGUUGUGAAUUUACAAAUGCUGUUCUACCGGUGCUAUAGUGAAAUACAGGGGCUAUUAUUACAAUCCCUCACUUCGUUGAACCGAGUGCUGCAACAAAGGGCGAGGAUCGUGGAGCAUAUCAGACAAGUAGUGAUGCUUGACGGUGAUGAUGAGGCAUUUGCCCUCUGCGCUGAGAGAGUGUUUCAAGGUAGUGAAGAUGGUGUUGAAGGGUUGCUAGAUGAGAUGGAAGAGUCUUCCCGCGCAUGCAUACAUCAGUUUUCAGAGGCAUCUUCCAAGGCACUGGAUGAACUAAUGAUGCGAAAUCAGCAGAACGUGCAGCGGCUGCUGGAGGUACGUCGCUUCUUCAUUCAGGUUGCCGAAAACACGGAUCAGCUGGCGUACGGGGGUGCUGCAGAGGGGCUGCGGCGGGUUCUCCAUGAUGCGGUGGAACAGCAGCGAAGACUGACGGUGUCUGAGGAGACACAUCAAUCUGAAGAGCCGCUGGAAAUUAGCGUCGAAUCUGAUGAAAAUGGGUUCGGGGAUGUUUUGGACAUAGUGGCAAGCGAACACAAGGAAGAGCUUCGGGAAGAGAUCCAGUUUGCGCGAAGGCGGGGUGAGGAGUUGCUGAAGCGAAGGAAGUGGCUAGCUAUGCAGCCAACUCACAAAGAUCUCUUAGAACUACUGGCCGUGCAUAAGGAGGUGAAGGCUGUGAAGGAAAAGUUGGCGCUUGCGGCCCAACGGCAGGCGAAGUGGGCUGCAGCAAAAGAAGCUCUGGAGGUUAAAAGGCGGCAGGUGGCGGAGGCGCAGGUUGCUGUCUUGGAGAAGCAGUCAAAGCUGCGUGAGUUACAGCAGAAGUUGCAACCAACUGGUCCGUUUGGCAGUUGGUAG